Eucalyptus grandis is the source of this 2469-nucleotide messenger RNA. RefSeq names its product amino acid permease 4. Gene Ontology annotation, cellular component: plasma membrane. The coding region runs from base 304 to 2469 and encodes 721 amino acids. The record is from RefSeq and is a predicted model, not a curated record. NCBI's taxonomy places the organism in Eukaryota, Viridiplantae, Streptophyta, Magnoliopsida, Myrtales, Myrtaceae. The transcript is spliced from 11 exons.
CUCUCACAGUGCCUUUUGAAACCAACUCUCUCUCAGUGUCUUUUGAGUCCUUUGGUUUUUAGGUGGGUGCACAAGACACAAAACAACCUCAGGUGAACACACACUUUCCACUGAUUUUGAUUCGGCGAGUGUUGUUUUUACUUUUAAGUAGAACUAGACGAAAUCCAGUUGAAAGAACAUAGUCGCUGAUGGAUGAACAGGUUUGAAGGUCCUUUCAUUUAGUAAGAAAGAAUUUGGUCUCCACAGACGACUUACUUUAAUAUUUUCUUCUUCUUUUUAUGUUUUCUUUAGGGGACUUCAAACAUGGUUGACAACACUGCCACCAAGACAAACCAAAACCACCACCACCAAGUUGGUGACAUCUCCAGUGAAAUGCUUCCACAGAAUGACACCGAAUUUCAGAGUAAACACACAGGCACUAAUUUUGAUUCGGAGACAUUAAAGAUGGUUGAUAAAGCUGCCACCGAGAACAACCAAAACUAUCACCACCAAGUUGGUGACAUCUCUAGUGAAAUGCUUCCACAGAGUGACUCCGGAUCUCAGAGUAAACACGCACUUUCCAAUAAUUUUGAUUCGGGGACAUUAAAGAUGGUUGACAACGCUGCCACCGAGAACAACCAAAACCACCACCACCUAGUUGGUGACAUCUCCAGUGACAUGCUUCCUCAAAGUGACUCCGGAUCUCAGAGUAAACACACACUUUCCACUGAUUUUGAUCCGGGGACAUUAAGGAUGGUUGACAAUGCUGCCAUCGAGAACAACAAAAACCACCACCACCAAGCUGGUGACAUCUCCAGUGAAAUGCUUCCUCAGAGUGACUCUGGAUCUCACAGUAAACACACAGUUUCCAUUGAUUCUGAUUUGGGGACAUUCAAAAUGGUUGACAAUGCUGCCAUCGAGAACAACCAAAAGGACCACCACCAAGCUGGUGACAUCUCCAAUGGAGUGCUUCCUCAGAGUGACUCUGGAUCUCAGAGUAAACACACACUUUCCAUUGAUUCGGAUUCGAUGGGUGAGAAUGCUGCCACCAGUAACGACCAUAACCACCAGCACCGCCGCCACCAAAUUGGUGACAUGUCCAUUGAAAUGCUUCCUCUGUGUGCCUCCAGACGCUCUGACGACGAAGGCAGCCACAAAAGAACCGGGAACGUAUGGACGGCCAGUGCAAACAUAAUAGUAGUGAUGAUGGUAGGAACAGGAGUGCUUUCGCCGGCAAGGGGCAUUGCUCAGCUGGGUUGGAUUGCGGGCCCUGCUGUGAUCCUAUUCUUCUCCCUUGUGGGCUACUACACCUCUCGCUUCCUCUCUGAUUGUUACCGCACCGGUGACCCUAACACCGGUGAUCGUAACUCCACUUAUAUGGAAUCUGUUCACUCGAUUCUUGGUGGAGCCAAUGUAAAAGCAUGUGGUUUUCUUCAAUAUAUGACCCUAUUCAGAAACGCCAUUGGCUGUAUCGUCGAAGCAUCUCUCUGCAUGACGGCAAUAAAGUAUAAUAAAUGCUUAAACGGGAGUAACUGGGAGAACGGGUGCUCCACUUCAAGCAAUCCAUAUAUGAUCAUCUUUGCCGUCACAGAGAUUCUGCUGUCCCAGAUUCCAGAUUUCAAUCAAAUACGGUGGAUUUCUGUUGUGGCUGCUGUGAUGCUCGUCACUAACUCUUUGAUUGGUCUUGGCCUAGGAAUUACCCAACUUGUAGAUAAUGGAAGUUUCAACAGUAUUUUUAAAGUAACAGGCGUUGGAGAUGAGACUGAAACCUUCCGAGCACUUGGAGGUAUCGCAACUGCGUACUCAUUUUCUCAGAUCCUCAUUGAAACUCAGGACACCAUCGGAUCUCCGCCAUCAGAAGCAAAGACCAUGAAGAAGGCCAUUUCUCGGAGCACCGCAUUGAUGACGACUAUCUACAUGCUAUGUGGCUGCAUUUUUUAUGCUGCUUUCGGAGAGGCCACUCCAGAAAAUUUUCUGUUGGAAUUGGGUGUCGACAAGCCAUGGCUUUCCGAUAUUUCCAAUGCUGUUAUGGCGAUCUAUCUUGUUGGAGCUUACCAAGUAAACAGCCAGCCGAUUUUGGCCUUCGUCGAAAAAUGGGCCGAUCAGAGAUGGCGUGGUAGUGAGCUCAUCGCUAAAGAGAUAAAGAUCCCCGUACCCCGCUUGGGCCAAUACAACAUGAAUCUCUUUAGGCUUGUUUGGAGGACGGCUUUCGUGAUCCUGACCACUGUGAUAUCGAUGCUCGUGCCGUUCGUCUUCAACGAAGUCGUGGAUAUCAUCAGCUUGGGAUUUUGGCCUUUAAUGGUCUAUUUUCCCGUCGAGAUGUAUAUUAGACAGAAAAAAAUUCGCAGAUGGAGCACUAAAUGGGUAUACCUGCAAAUGCUGAGCAUGACCUGUCUUGUGAUAUCGAUCAUGGCAACUGUGGGUUCGAUCCCCAAACUUAAGGAUGACCUUAAGGAUAAUCGGCCAUUCGGGAUGAGCGUGGGAAGAUGA